UAACAAUCAGGGAAAAAAAUUAUGAUUCUCUUAUCUGCUCAUCAGGUUCUUCCUCUAUCUUCAAGAAAUGCCUUAAGACUGAUCUAUUACAUGGAUUCUUUUAUUAUCUAGAUUGUUCUUUGAAUGCUGUUAUGUUGCAUUUACUGGACCUUGAAUAGUCUUGUUAGAUUCUUGGUUUGUUGUUAGUUAUUGUGUAAGUAUGUAGUUGGGUAUCUCCUGCUCCAAAACUGCUUACACUUGUACCUGGGCACUCAUUGUAAACUCAGCAUAGCUGCAUUUAUGCCUAGUUGACUCCUUGACAGCAUGAAUGUUUGAAAUGUCACUUUGACGUCGCUUUAGACAGAAGUGUCUGCUAUAUAUGUAAAUAUAAAAGCCAAUGUUAGUAUCGCUCCUUGAGCAAAGGAUUUGCGAAUAUAUUUUGUGAUAUACGGUAAAGUACUUACCGCGAGACACACAGGCUCUACUAGCUGAUCACCGAGCCCGGUUUUUGCUCAUGCGAUCCGACACUAUGAGAAAAAUGGAACCACACUGGAUUCUGCUGCCUUUUUUUAUACUACAUUUUUGCUGUGCUGGAAUUAGGGCAGCAGAGACAGGCGGACGAUGGAAAAACUACUUGGAUAAGAUCACAGAAGCCACUCGUUCUUACAAGCCCUGUAACCCACAGAACUGCAGCUGUCAUCUCAGAGUUCUGGAAAACGAUCUCCAUCCGUUCCGGGAUGGAAUUUCAGAAGAGGUGUUUCAGGAAACCGUGCAACGGGCCGUGGGGACACACUACCAGGUCAUCGGGAAGAAACUAUUCCGUGAGCAGAGCUGCAUGUUCCCAGCAAGGUGUAGCGGUGUGGAGCACUUCAUCCUGCAGGUGAUAGACCACUUGCCAGACAUGGAAAUGGUGAUUAACGUGCGUGAUUACCCCCAUGUGCGCCACUGGAUGCAUCCAGUCCUGCCUGUCAUGUCCUUCAGUAAGACUCGGGACUUCCAUGACAUUAUGUACCCUGCCUGGACCUUUUGGGAAGGUGGACCAGCAGUGUGGCCCAUAUACCCCACUGGAUUGGGUCGCUGGGACCUCAUGAGGGAGGAGUUGGAGAGGUCAUCGGCACAGUGGCAAUGGAAAGAGAAGGAAUCAAAAGGUUUCUUCAGGGGAUCAAGGACCAGUCCGGAGCGAGACCCGCUAAUCUUGCUUUCGCGGGAGGACCCUCAGCUGGUGGAUGCAGAGUACACAAAAAAUCAGGCCUGGAAGUCAGAGAAGGACACACUGGGCAAACCACCAGCCAAGGAGAUACCCCUUGUAGAUCAUUGCAGAUACAAGUACCUGUUCAACUUCCGUGGGGUAGCAGCCAGCUUCCGCUUCAAGCACCUGUUCCUCUGUGGCUCCUUGGUGCUGCACGUGGGUGACGACUGGCUGGAGUUCUUCUAUCCCCAACUUAAGCCCUGGGUCCACUACAUUCCUGUGAAGCAGGACCUAUCUGACGUCCGAGAGCUGCUCCAGUUUGUAAAAGAAAACAAUGACGUUGCUUAUCAUGUGGCUAAAAGAGGUCAGCAGUUCAUCCAGGAUCACCUGGAUAUGGAAGAUGUAUCAUGUUACUGGGAGAAACUGCUCACUGAGUUUGGCCGUCUGCUGAAAUACAAGCCCAAAAGGAACGCAGCCUACGACCAGAUCUUCAGCAAGACCAUUCAUACAGAGCUGUGAGCAUCACACCCACCGCCGACGGUUGGUCAGGAGCCACUCCGAUUCAGGCCAAGGAUCUGCAUUUUGGCUGAGGGCCACAUCCGGAGCGUCUUCUCCAAUUGCAAAGGAACUUAAGUUUCUUAAGAUGGUCGUUGAAUAGCAACUGAAGAACCAAAUAUGUCUUUUGUUCCCUUGUUUUUUUAUGUUUUGUAAAGGUGUAAGGUUGUACAUGAGAUUAAAUAGUUUUCUUAUAAUGUAUAUAUAGUGCUUUGGUCUGAAAUACGACAGUUCUGUUUUUAGAGGUUUUUUUUUUCCUUUAAUUUCGGAUUAAUUGCCAUUUAAAUAUAUGCUGGAUUCAGACGGAUUUUAUUGCCCCCUUGUGGAUGACGAUAGACUGUUUCAGUAUAUCCAACUGUACUUAAAAUAGCGAUCCAAGACCUGAAAACUUGCGAACGGCAAAGAACUGGUAGAAAAGGUAACUAUAAUCACAUUUGCAACACUGAGAAUCUGGGGCACCGACCAGUGGUAGUAGAAAAAGGAAUGACACCCAUGGAUUUAACAGUGGGGACCAAGUAUCCCCCAUAAUGUAAUAAAAACCUGUUAUUUUGACAUUGCGGGGACCAUUUUUCAGGUCCCCACAAAGAUCUGUGAAUUCAAUCAAAAAAGUAAAAAUG
Messenger RNA from Paramormyrops kingsleyae, 2340 nucleotides. It is a transcript of the gene poglut1, whose product is annotated as protein O-glucosyltransferase 1. Gene Ontology annotation, molecular function: UDP-glucosyltransferase activity; UDP-xylosyltransferase activity. Gene Ontology annotation, biological process: protein O-linked glycosylation; positive regulation of Notch signaling pathway. Lineage: Eukaryota; Metazoa; Chordata; Actinopteri; Osteoglossiformes; Mormyridae. The record is from RefSeq and is a predicted model, not a curated record. Gene Ontology annotation, cellular component: endomembrane system.